AUGAAGCCACACCAGCUCCUCCGCACCUCCCCCUCCCUCCGCACCGCCCUCCAACAAACCUUCACCACCGCAUCCCGAACCCGGCCAACCCACCCUCCCCCCCUCAUCAACACCCUAACCCGCACCGCCCCCCGCCGUCCGCCCCCCUCCAACCCCCUCACCCGCGCCCCGCCCCGCCGCCCCUACUCCACCGACCCGCCGAAACCCGCCCCCCCCCACUCCCUCUCCCUCUCGCAGCGCCUGCGGAAGCUGUCCCGCGAGUACGGCUGGUCGGCCUUCGGCGUCUACAUGCUGCUCUCGGCGCUCGACUUCCCCUUCUGCUUCGCCGCCGUGCGCUACCUGGGCACGGACCGGAUCGGACGCUACGAGCACGUGCUCGUCGAGCGGGUGAAGGGCGCGGUCCCGGAGUCGGUCCGGGAGGCGUGGCGGACGCGGACGCCGGGGGAGGCCGUGGGAGGCGGGGCGGGGGGGGAGACCGGGGUCGAGGGGUAUGCGGUUGUGGAGGGGGAUGGGGUGGGGGUGGCGGGGUAUGAUCACGGGGUGAAGGAGGCGGAGAAGAGGAACGAGAGCGAGAAUGCUAGUGGGGUUUGCCCCGAGCCGGUCAUUGAAGACGUGGACUGA
Molecule: messenger RNA, 621 nt
Organism: Letharia lupina
Lineage: Eukaryota; Fungi; Ascomycota; Lecanoromycetes; Lecanorales; Parmeliaceae
Exons: 1
Coding region: 1-621 (206 amino acids)
Source: RefSeq, a predicted model, not a curated record